UAUCAAAAUUGUCUAAAUUUGUAGUAAAGUUAUUUUAACAACGUCCAAAAAGCCUGCACACGCAUUCAGAGGACCAUAAGUUAUACAUUUGUCAUCUCAGCAGCAGCAUCUAAAAUUCGAAAACCACAUACAAAAUGAGUAAGCCGGAUCCUAACUCGCGUCAGGGCUCCUACAAGUCGAACACCAUCAACACGCAGGAGUCGCGCAUGCGCCGCCAUGAGGUGACCAUCGAGCUGCGCAAAUCCAAGAAGGAGGACCAGAUGUUCAAGAGGCGUAACAUCAACGAUGAGGAUCUCACUUCGCCGCUCAAGGAGCUCAAUGGACAGUCGCCGGUCCAGUUGUCCGUGGACGAAAUAGUGGCGGCAAUGAACAGCGAAGAUCAGGAGCGUCAGUUCCUGGGCAUGCAGUCUGCCCGGAAGAUGCUUAGUCGAGAGCGCAACCCUCCCAUCGACCUAAUGAUCGGGCAUGGCAUUGUGCCCAUCUGCAUUCGGUUUCUACAGAACACAACCAACUCCAUGCUGCAGUUCGAGGCCGCUUGGGCCCUGACUAACAUCGCCUCCGGUACUUCUGAUCAGACGCGCUGCGUUAUUGAACACAAUGCGGUCCCUCACUUUGUGGCUUUGCUGCAGUCCAAGUCCACCAACCUGGCUGAGCAGGCCGUCUGGGCACUGGGCAACAUUGCUGGCGACGGAGCUGCUGCUCGGGAUAUUGUCAUCCAGCACAACGUGAUUGACGGUAUCCUGCCACUGAUCAAUAACGAGACACCGCUCUCAUUUCUGCGCAACAUCGUUUGGCUGAUGUCCAAUCUGUGCAGGAACAAGAAUCCCUCGCCACCCUUCGAGCAAGUAAAGCGCCUUCUGCCCGUCUUGUCGCAACUUCUGCUCAGCCAAGACAUCCAGGUGUUGGCCGACGCCUGCUGGGCCCUGUCCUACGUUACAGACGAUGACAACAGUAAGAUCCAAUCGGUGGUUGACUCGGAUGCAGUGCCGCGUCUGGUUAAACUGCUGCAAAUGGACGAGCCAAGUAUCAUUGUGCCCGCCUUACGCAGCGUCGGAAAUAUUGUAACCGGCACAGAUCAACAGACUGACGUCGUUAUUGCCUCUGGAGGAUUGCCUAGAUUAGGACUUCUCUUGCAGCACAACAAGAGCAACAUUGUUAAGGAGGCUGCUUGGACGGUUAGCAACAUCACUGCAGGUAACCAAAAACAGAUACAAGCAGUCAUUCAGGCCGGAAUUUUCCACCAGUUGCGCAGCGUGCUAGAGAAAGGGGACUUCAAGGCCCAAAAAGAGGCUGCAUGGGCGGUGACCAACACAACAACAUCGGGCACCCCGGAACAGAUCGUGGAUCUGAUUGAGAAAUACAAAAUCUUGAAGCCAUUCAUUGAUCUAUUGGAUGCAAAGGAUCCGCGUACCAUCAAGGUUGUACAAUCGGGACUUUCAAAUCUUUUUGCCCUGGCUGAAAAACUUGGUGGCACCGAAAAUCUGUGUUUGAUGGUCGAAGAGAUGGGAGGCCUGGACAAGCUGGAAACUCUGCAGCAGCACGAGAACGAGGAGGUUUAUAAGAAGGCCUAUGCCAUCAUCGAUACUUACUUCAGCAACGGCGAUGAUGAGGCCGAACAAGAGUUGGCGCCACAGGAGGUUAACGGAGCCCUCGAGUUUAAUGCCACCCAGCCAAAGGCACCCGAGGGUGGCUACACGUUCUAGACUAAUCACUCAACAUAAUCCAAACGCCGCUCACACGCCUUACAAACCGCACCCCGCGCUCACACAGUUUAUUUUUUGCCACAAACUAUGCCAUUGUCAUACAAGCAUCACAUCUGAACAUUCCCCACAUCCAAACACAGGCUACUGCAUUUGCUUAGACAUUCAAAACUCGCUACUGAUCAUAAUUUUCUCACAAAACGUUCCAACCAUAUCUUCGCAAUGGAAAAACACAAACAUCCGAUGUUGCUAGGCAUCACGGAAAUCUAGGUUCCUUUUUUGUUUCAUAUGCAACCUCUGUCAGCUGCGCUGGCUGGGAUCCUAGUUGCCGCUUAUCUGGAUGCGUGUGCAUGGCAUUCUAAAUUGAAGCAUUUCGAACUUAUUUCGGUCAUAUUUUAGGCUGUUUAGUAUUUAUUUAUGUAUACACACGAUGCUUUUAAUCCUCCACCUUCGCAAGCAUUACAACAACUACUCAUCCCCUUUGCACCAGUGUCCUCAUCCCCGAAUUAUAUUCAAAGUUAUCAAUAAAUAAUGAAUUGUUUGAAAGAUUAA
This is a messenger RNA of Drosophila eugracilis, 2252 nucleotides long. It is a transcript of the gene Pen, whose product is annotated as importin subunit alpha. The transcript has 5 exons. The coding region runs from base 135 to 1703 and encodes 522 amino acids. Gene Ontology annotation, biological process: NLS-bearing protein import into nucleus. Gene Ontology annotation, cellular component: nucleus; cytoplasm. Lineage: Eukaryota; Metazoa; Arthropoda; Insecta; Diptera; Drosophilidae. The record is from RefSeq and is a predicted model, not a curated record. Gene Ontology annotation, molecular function: protein binding; nuclear import signal receptor activity.